AUGGCGCUCGAUAGGGAGCAGGAAGGUCCUGAAACCCUUGAUUUUGACCCCUUCGAGUUCAUCGAUGCUAAUACUGACAACAACACAAUUGGAGGAUAUCUCCGUGCUCUUGCUGCAAAACCUCAUAUUGGCGGAUCAUUAGAGGAUGAAAUCACUACAAAGAACAUCGUCAGAACUGCGAUGGAAGAAGCAGGCUUGACAAUAAAAGAAACAACUUACAAUGUUUUGCUCUCUUAUCCAAAACGAGAAGAUGGCCAGCGAAACUACGUUGCGCUGAAAGAUAGUUCAGAUAACAUAAUUGAAAGCUCGAAGUCCGCAGAGGUCGAAGAAAUUCUUGAUGAUACUCAGGACGACCCAUUAGUCUACAAUCCGUUCAUCGCUUACGCCAAGGCUACUCCAGCUGAAGGCCUGACUGCAGAUCUCGUUUACGUAAAUUACGCUCGCAAAGAAGACUUCAUCCGCCUUGAAGAAGAUCUCAAGAUCGAUCCCACUGGGAAGAUCUGCAUUUGCCGAUAUGGAAAGAUUUUCAGAGGGAAUAAAGCGCGAGAAGCAGAAAUAUACGGUUGCGCUGGAUUAAUUAUUUUCUCCGACUCCGCGGACUAUGCGCCUGAAUGGACCGAGCCUUAUCCAGAAUCAUGGUGGUUACCGGGCACGGGCGCACAGAGAGGCACCACAUAUCUUGAUAAUGGCGAUCCAGAGACACCGUUUUAUCCAUCUAUUGGUGGUGCUUAUCGAUGGGAUAGAGAAAAAGUCGAAAAAUAUGGGGCGAAGUACGACUUACCCGGCCUUCCAAAUAUACCAAUUACUCCAAUUGGUUACAAUGAUGCUGAAAAACUACUUGUUGCGAUCGGUGGCGAUAAAGCUCCUGAAGACUGGCAAGGAGGGAUCAAGGACGAAAACGGCAAUGUGAUUGAUUACAACUUGGGCCCAACAAUGAAAGAUGGACAGAAAGGAUUUAUGUUCGUCAGAACAACAGAAGAAAGACGUGAUACAACCAAUGUGUUGGGGUAUUUUGAGGGUACUGUUGAGCCUGAUCGAUAUGUAAUUCUUGGUAACCAUCGAGACGCGUGGGUAUUCGGAGCGAUUGACCCGAGUUCGGGCACAUGCACAAUGCUUGAAAUUGUUCGCGUUUUUGGCGAGAUGUAUCGAAAAGGGUGGCGCCCCAGACGCACGAUCAUGUUCGCCUCUUGGGGAUCGGAGGAGUACGGACUCAUCGGCUCACAAGAAUUCGUAGAGGAGCAUCUCACCCAACUUACAGCAUCUGCAGUUGCGUAUGUUAAUAUCGACGUGGCCGUUGGUGGAAAUUACUCACUAAGUACUCGGGGAACACCUAAUUUCGAAGACUUGAUGUUUGAAACCGCAAAGACUGUCGAUAACCCGCGAAAAGUAGAAGACGAUGGCGCCGCCUCUCUCUAUGACAAUAUGAUGCUCAGAAAUGCGAAGGACGAAAACGGAAAACUCGUGUUUGGAGGUGUGGGCUCUGGCUCCGACUACGCUCCAUUCUUGCAGCAAGUUGGAGUUUCUGUCUGCGACAUUAGCUGGCGAUGCGACCCGCAUUACAGCUAUCCAGUCUACCACUCUGUCUACGAGACAGUCCCCCUCGUGGAGAAGUUCGUAGAUCCUGGCUAUAAAAUUCACCAGCAGGUCGCCAAAUUUACAGCAAAAAUGAUGGCUCAGCUAUCACAAGAUGCAAAGAUUCCGCUAAAAGUUGUGCAGUACGCUGCUAGAGUCUCUAAAGAAGUUAACAGCUUGGAAACUGCGCUCAACAAUUAUCCAAGCAAUGGUGUGGAUCUUACGUUUUUGAAGCAAUAUGCUAACAAAUUCACAAAAGCUGCUGCUGAUUUUCAAGCUAAAUUCGAGGAUGCUACUGAUGCUCAGGAGAUCAAACGAUUGAACGAUCAAGUCAUGAGAGUCGAGCGUAGCUUCAUAGAUCCAAAUGGUCUUCCAGAGAGACUUCAAUACAGACACGUCGUAUUUGCUCCAAGCAGUAAAAACUCAUACGCAAGUGCAGCGUUUCCGGCAGUUUACGACGCGCUCUUUGAAAUUGAAAAAUUGACAGGUUAUUAUUCUUAUUCCGAAAUUUUGCUUACAAUAAUUCGAAAAGGCGAGGAAGAAGUAACCGCUUGGGAAAUGGUGAAGGAGCAGGUGUCAACUCUUUCAUUCUUCAUUUACAACGCGGCGGAAGCUCUUAAAUUAUCAGUCAUUUAA
Messenger RNA from Oikopleura dioica, 2208 nucleotides. The record is from the annotation of a GenBank genome assembly. NCBI's taxonomy places the organism in Eukaryota, Metazoa, Chordata, Appendicularia, Copelata, Oikopleuridae.